AUGACGAAGAGAAAGACCAAAGACGAAGAAGAUGAGGAGUAUCAGAAGGAGAAAAUCAAGAAGGCUCGCACAGAUCUCCUGAACUACGACUUUUUCCAUGACAAGCCCGAUCUGCAACUACACGGUUGUCUCCUUGCUCAAAAAGACAUUCCCUCAGUUCUCGUCUGUAAUGGCGAACAGUACAACGUCUUUCCACAGAUCCUCGAGAUUUGCUCGCCGUCCUUCUCAGAACGAUGGACACACGUCAUGCAUGAAAGUCGCGACUACGUGAACCUGGACUCCCUGGACAUUCGCGGUGUUCAGAUUUACGCAGAUUGGGCGAUGGACCAUGAGAAUCCCGCUCUGAUUGCGAUCAACGACAAUGAAGGAGACAUCAUGGACGAUGUAAUUGUGUGCUAUCUUACAGCACGCAAGCUACGUGCUUAUCUGCUCUGCGAUCUUAUCCUCUCCCAAGCCUGCGAAGUUGGCAAGGAGACAGAACUGAUCGUACGCCACGCUCAGAUCACAAGAGCAUAUACCGAGACGAAGAGACCAGAGGAUGCUCUACGCAGCUUCCUUUCUGCUCUUGUGGCUUACAAACGCCGCAAUGGCUUGGACGACCCAAUCGCUGGCAGAGACNCCGCCCCCGACAAGCAACGUGCCAGAUUCGAAGCUUUACCCAAAGACUUUCGAUUCGACUUGAUGGACCAGCUGUCCAAGAAUACUGCAGCUCAGAACCCCUGCCACAGACCCAGAAGAUUCCUCAAAGUGGUUGCGUAUCAUAUGCAGAAGAAGGAAGAGAAGAGGGCGGCUGCAGAGCGAGCCCGUCUAGAGGCAAGGGGCACCGAAGCUUCUCCUCUCUUUGUGGACGAAGAGGAUGAGGAAUGA
This is a messenger RNA of Aureobasidium uvarum, 867 nucleotides long. The record is from the annotation of a GenBank genome assembly. Lineage: Eukaryota; Fungi; Ascomycota; Dothideomycetes; Dothideales; Saccotheciaceae.